Porites lobata is the source of this 5885-nucleotide messenger RNA. NCBI's taxonomy places the organism in Eukaryota, Metazoa, Cnidaria, Anthozoa, Scleractinia, Poritidae. The record is from the annotation of a GenBank genome assembly.
UCUGGUUCCUGUUUUGGUUCAUGCAAGCUUUUUGAAAGGAUCCACAGUAAUGCUAUGAAUUAUUGAUGUUUUUGCUCGAGUCGCAGAUUUAUUAUAACAGAGUGGACAGCACACCGCUUGGCGCAAGAGAAAUUAUGUCGGGCUGUGCAAUGGAACAAGACAACAACUCCCUUUGGUCGCCUGUGUGAUGCGGGAAAUUAUAAAUGUACAAGUCGGACAAUGCGGAAACCAAAUUGGUUAUAAGGUGCUUUAACAAUUUACCACUUUAAAUCCCCACUUGCGUGUAGCUACAAAAACAUUACUGAGUGAGAUAAUUUCUUUGUUUGCCGUUCAAUUUACACGUAGCGGGAACUGUGAUUUUAAAUUUCCAUUAUUGUUGUGGUAGUUUUGGGAAAUUCUUUGCGCGGAACAUGGAAUAGACGAGGAGGGGAGCUACAAUGGAAGUUGUAACUCGCAGUUGGAGAAAAUCAAUGUUUACUUCGCCGAGGGUGCUGGUAGGUAAUGCCAGAGAACAGCAGUAGUUGUUUAUAAUAUCUGAAAACCGCUCUUAAUUCUAACUGUGAAGCUUAAUGUUGAGACUGCAGUAAAACUGCGUUUAAUUGGAGUGUUAUAAUGUUUUUGCUGGCUGCAGGCAAUAGAUAUGUACCGCGUUCGGUCCUUGUCGACUUGGAGUCAGGCACGAUGGAUUCACUUCGUUCCGCGCCGUUUGGGAAGGUCUUUCGACCUGACAAUUUUAUUUUUGGUAAGUCCGUAGUGUGGCUGGUACGGUCAUGUAAAUAACGAAUAUAUUUAAGAACAGCUUAAGUGCCUCUGCUUUCACGUGUAUAAGCUAUUUAAAUUUAUACACUCUAAUGACUUUGAAACUCUAUUUUGGGAAAUGGGUGCAGUUUCAAGACUUUUCGAUCACUUUUACGAAGUUUUUAGAACUUUAUCAGUUAUAUAUCGUAAAAUUGUUUGUUAUCUUUUAGACUGCCUAAGUGUCUCAGAUUCCAAGGAACGUUUUUUUGGUAGAUAAACAAUGAAUUAUUAAAUUGUUUUUUUUUUUCUCAAGACUGUUUUUGUUUCCGGUAAUUUCUGUUUUACUCAGUUACACUGAGUCACUUUCUUGGGUUCUCGACUUUUCCCUCAAUGCUCAUCAUAUCCGGCGUCACUAAAGCGUGUUCAUCUUUUCUUUUGAAACUUUCAUCAGAGAAAACGUUGCAGUCAAAAUUGCCAAUAGGUAUUAUCCUCUUCUUGAGCUCCAUUUUAAUGACGAAAUAAAAAUUUCAUAGACAGAAGAAUGAAUGCUUGACCCAGCUUUCAGAAUGUAGCUCAUUCAGCAAUUUUGCAUUGUGCCUAGUGUGGCGUGUCACCCGAAGCUUUCAAAACAGAAAUUUCUAGUACGUGCAAAAUGGAAUAUAAAAUUUAAACUCUUGCAUAUAGUGACUAUGCGGAAUUUGCCAAAUAUUUCUUAAUAUAUUGCACCACAGAAAAGUCAUGCCCGAAAGCGUGUAUUUCAUCUUUCACACAGUGGGAACUCAUCCAAAGAGCAAAACAUACAACAACCUUUUUAAUUGCUUUGCUCGACUUCUCACUGCCGGCUGAACUUCCAAAGAGAAUAUCUUUUCAUACGACAGUAACAUUUCCUGCUGGCAUACUUUUUCCUUUUGAAUGCCGACGCGUAUACUGACGUCUUAAUAAAUAUUAAAAUGCAUUCUUGUAUAAGUUUGUUUAAGGUGCGUCCUCCCCUAAUGAAUUAAGCCUGUAAUACAAUUUCGUCAACCGUGAAGGAGUCUAAUGGUUAAAGCCUUUAAACAACGUAACAAAGAAAAGAUAAAUGUCUUGUAAUUGAGUGGUUGCUUUGGUAAAUUGAAUAACGUUUGUUUAAAGGGCGGCCUGUCUAUGAUUAAAACUCCCACGAGAACGCUAUUUUUCUCUACCCCCUACGUGUACCAGGGAUUCGGGAAAAAAGCAUGAUUUCAACGAGUCGCACUCCUUCUUGGAUAGCAAAACCACUACAUAUUUGUAUUAGUACAGGUUUAAAAGCCAGGCCAAGGACUUUGUGAUUCUGAAAGUUUGAAAUUUGGACAGCUGGAUACCUGGCCAAAGUUUUAUUUUAAAACUCUCUGCUGCAGCGUAAGCUCAAGAUCGAGAACAAAGGUGACGGGAUGAAGGGCAAUAAACUGAUGACUCGAAAAGGGAGAGCAAUCCUGCCGGCGCGGAAGGCGUUUAAGGCGUUUGAACGGAAAGGAAGAAUCAUGCUAAGGGACACGCCUUAAUUUUCUCUUUCCCUUCCUCUUCGCCACCACUCAGGCUAAGAGAGAGAGAGAGAGUUUUUAAAUCAUCUCUCCCUAUAUCUCGUUUAUUCAAGUACCUACUCGCUCAAAUGGUCAAAUAAUACAAGGAGUUCGAGUUCGAGGCAAAGCAAGGCAGGAAACUGCAAAGAGCGGAAACACUUGCGCAACCAAUAUGCGCAACCUACAAGUAAAUCACGUGUCACAAUCCAUCUCAUCCCCAGUGCUUUCUCCUCUUUAACACUACUAUUCUUUCGUUUAAACGUUACUUCACUCCUUAGCUUCAUUGACGAAUGUCGUAUUUGAAUACCAACGGUUCCAUUGUUGGUGUUUUAUUAACUGCAGAUCGCUGAAUUGUUACCAAAGAUUCCGUAGCUAGCAUUCACAGUUUCAUUCGAUACAACCAAAGGUACGUUUUAGGAGAAAUUCAGUCGUACUUCAGACUGAUUUUUAUUUUCCUAUUCUCCUAGGCGAAUGCGGCGCGGGAAACAACUGGGCCAAAGGCUUUUACACAAAUGGAUGUAAUCUACUUGAACAAGUUAUGGACGCAGUUAGGAAAGAAGCUGAGGGAUGCGACUCGAUCCAGGGCUUUCAGUUGGCGCACUCACUGGGCGGUGGCACUGGGUCUGGGCUCGGAACUUUGAUACUGUAUUACUUAAGAGAGGAGUUUCCAGAUCGGAUUCUAAGCGCCGCCAGCGUAUUUCCGUCUCCGAAAGUUUCCGAGAUUGUCAUUGAGCCUUACAAUGCAACUCUGGCUGUUCAUCAGUUGAUAGAAACUACAGAUGAAGUGUUCUCUUUCGACAAUGAAGCGCUGUAUGAUAUCUGUUUUAGAACGCUUAGACUUGAUACCACAACAUAUUCGGAUUUGAAUCAUGUAAUAUCGACCACUUUAAGCGGUGUCACUACUUGUCUCCGUUUUCCUGGACAGGUGAGUUAGUCCUGAUCAUACAACUUACUUAGCCUGAAAGUUUCUUUAAGCGCGGUAACGGCAAAAUUUUCCCGCAAAUAAAGUUUCACAGGUUAAAUUACCCUCAGUGGGUGCAGAAAUUAUGAGUUUUUGCCUGUCCAAGAUGAAUUUUUAAAAAAACUGAAAAAACAGUAUAGGAAAGCAUUUUAAGCAAAGAAAAAAAUAGUAAGCCGGUAGAGAAAAGCUAAAAAAGGUGUGAAUGCCUUCAUACUAAUUUGCUUAGACUUCCUGCAGGCAAUUUUUUCAAAACAAAAGGCUACGUUCUCCCCGAUUUGCGAUAUCCGAAACCCGUUACUGCUCAGUCAUGGAGAAAACUAUGAACAACAUAAACCCGGGCAAAAGCGGUUAGGGAGAAGGGGAAAUUGGGAAAACUGAGCGUACCUCUGAAAAAUUUCGAGCUACGCACCUGACACGACUAAAGGUCUCGCUACCUGCGGGGAGAAUGACUGAAUGAAAUGAAAUGUGAAACGAAAUGUUUCUUUUUUCAGUUAAACGCAGACUUGCGUAAGCUUGCUGUCAACAUGAUUCCUUAUCCACGGCUUCACUUCUUUAUGCCGGGCUUUGCACCGCUGACCAGUAGGCGGUCACAAACAUUUCGUACUCUCACAGUACAGGAGUUAACUCAGCAAAUUUUUGACGCCAGAAAUGUCAUGAUUGCUUGUAACCCCAGAAAUGGCAAGUACCUGACUUACGCUGCAAUGUUUCGCGGUCAGAAAUUAUCAAUGAAGGAAGUAGAAGAUCAAAUGGCGAGAGUCCAGGACAAAAACUCGGGACAUUUCGUUGAAUGGAUCCCGCACAAUGCCAAAGUUGCAGUUUGCAAUGUACCACCGCAUGGAAUGAAAAUGUCGGCUACAUUCAUUGCUAACAACACAGCCAUACAAGAACUGUUUAAACGGCUUAACCUCCAGUUUAGGGUCAUGUACAGGAGAAGAGCUUUUCUUCACUGGUUCACUGAAGAGGGAAUGGACGUACAACAGUUUACACAGGUAAGGGCUUAUAUUUAUUUUUGCUGAUCUACACAUACAACACUUAGAAGCCUUAGCGCGAAACACCUCCUCAGUCCCUAGCUAGUGGGGCGAAAGUCUUGUGGCUGCAAGAGAAUUUGGAACGUUUGACAUUUUUGUUUCUUUUGCUUUUUUACUUUUGUUUUUGCGCCGGGCGAGUAAAUAAACCGCAACAACAAAGGAAUUUUUAAUAACACAACCAACAACUCUGCACGUACUUCACACUUUUCAGUUCACUUUUUUGCCGUCACUGUAAGACUACGACGUAAAACUCCAUUAUUCCACUUUAUCAUGAUUAUGUAGACGACCACGUAUUUUUAUAUCUCUAGUAAACUAGGGUGUGGUCCCCGAAAAACUAAUCCAGAGAAAUUUUCAUCCGUUUGACAUUUUAUGCGAGCUUGAAUUAUCGCUACAAAGUUUGAAAAAACGCGAAGUUGUCUUAUAACUGAAAAUUUCGUCGCCGUUGCCGUUACUGAAGCUCUUUAACAAAAGCGUGAUCUUAAGCGCAAGCAGUAACACAUCUGCCUUUCCUUGUUUAAAUUUGGCGCCAAAAGAAGAAGCACUACGGCGACCGCGUCCUGUGUGUGCACCUUCGCGACUGACAAGACUAGCAAUCAUUUCCAAGUGCGGAAUCCGUGGAUUAAGUGGCAGUUGAUUUCGAUUUUCGCCGAAAUUUAUAAUUCUUGCCAAACGUUUCUGUUUGAGCAAGGCAGAAGAGGUUCACUUUUCUAGUUUCCUCCCAUCGCCCCUAUUGUCGACCUUACGCUUGCUACCCGCUCUUGAGUGAAACCAGGAGCACCCAACGUCAAUUUCAUUAAUAUCUGUUCGUUUGAGAUCUAGAAUUUUCGUUUUUUUGUAAAAUUUCUUGCUUGCCUACUUCUCCUAUUUGCUAAAAAUUGUUCUUGCCCAUUUUUAAACAUUUUUACCCUGUUUCACGGAAAAGGUAAGUUUUGUUCACGGAUCUUGAGAAAGUCAGCUAGGAAAUCUUUUUAGGGGAUAAAAAUAUGCCUAUAUCUACCGUUUAAAUACUAAAAUACGUUUAACAAUGCUAUGUUUAAGUGGUUUUGAACUAUAUUCUCGUUGGGUGCCCCUGUGAAACGCAGUAUUACACUCUAAUUUCAUUAUAUAUAAUGUUUUCUCACUAUAUGGGUGGUUGAAACGUUAACGAUUGUAAGGACGACUGUUAUGAUAUGAAGAUGUCAGGUUACAAACAAAACCUGACCUUUCGCAUCUGACUAGAUUAAUGCUAUUUUUCAUUAUAGGCUGAGUCAGACAUGUUGGACCUGAUUUCAACUUAUCAACAGUGUCAGGAUCUUCAAGUGGAUAAUAGUGUUAAUGAUAUAGAAAUAAAGGACCUUGAGGAGUUCGAGGACUCACUGGAGACCUGGGACUGUGUGGAUAAUCACGUGGAGGGACAUGUAAAUGGCCACACUCUAUCCUCUGAAAGCUGAUUUGUAUUUUCACAAACUUAAAAGUACUAUAUAGUUUUGCUAGUUUCAAUCAACUGGACUGGAACAAUGUAAAACUGGAUUUUCCAAAUUGGAAUAUAAGUUGCCGCCUUAGUUGACUAUGUUAGAGAGGCAGCAGCCCGGAUUGGACUUGUGUUCACACAUAAGAAUGGUGAUUUCAGCGCGGUUUCUG